Annulohypoxylon truncatum is the source of this 1554-nucleotide messenger RNA. Its product is annotated as short-chain dehydrogenase. The transcript has 5 exons. The record is from RefSeq and is a predicted model, not a curated record. The coding region runs from base 217 to 1200 and encodes 327 amino acids. NCBI's taxonomy places the organism in Eukaryota, Fungi, Ascomycota, Sordariomycetes, Xylariales, Hypoxylaceae.
AAUUUACGCAAAGUGAAACAAACCUCUGAACCCUGAUGGAAAUGUGGCUGCAUGUGGCACAUGUUUGAGGCGUUCUGAGCUGCGGGGAUCCAGAUCAACGCCGACAAUCCCCACUAAUAUCUUGGCAUUUGGAGAUACCGAGGUCAAGGUAGGGGAGGUUCAAUUCGAUGCCAGGGACAAGGACUCGUGUAACACAGUAACCCUUACAUCGUCAAGAUGUCGUUAUACAUCGAGGCAAUACGUCAGGUUUUCCCUGGCAAACCUACCUACACCGACAAAGACAUACCGGAUCUGUCAGGCAAGGUUUAUAUCGUGACCGGCGCAAAUACGGGAAUCGGCAAAGAAGUUGCCCGCAUUCUGUUUUCCAAAAAUGCAGUCGUUUGGGUGGCGGCGCGAAACGAGGAAAAGGGUCGGAUUGCGAUUCAAUCGAUCCAAGAGGCACAUCCUUCGUCGACAGGGAGAUUGGAGUUUCUACUCCUAGACCUAAGUGACCUAUCCACCAUUAAGAAGUCGGUCGGGUCGUUCCUAGCAAAAGAGACGCAGCUUCAUGUUUUGUAUAACAAUGCUGGCGUUAUGUUCCCUCCUAAAGGGAGUAAAUCGGCUCAGGGAUACGAACUACAGCUAGGCACCAAUUGUCUGGGACAUUUCCUCUUCACCAAGCUUCUCACGCCGACGUUAGUCGAGACGGCAAAGGUAUCCCCCGAGGGUAGCGUCCGCGUCAUUUGGGUAUCGUCGAGCGCUGCUGAACAUCUCAUCCCCGUGGAAGGCGGCAUCGAUAUGGACAACCUCGAUUAUAAGAAGGAUCUAUUUUACGCGUAUAGAUACGGCGUCAGCAAGGUCGGAAAUGUUUAUCAGUCGACCGAGUACGCACGGAGGCACCGCAAGGACGGGAUCGUCAGCCUUUCUUUGAACCCGGGCAACUUGGCAUCAGAACUUGAUCGAUAUUGCAAUCCGAUUGAAAUGCUCUAUCGGAAGCUUACCGUAUAUCCUGUCAUCAACGGAGCAUACACAGAGUUAUUCGCCGGUCUCUCGAAUGAGGUGACGCUCGAACGAUCGGGCGAUUGGAUCGUUCCAUGGGGACGGUUUGCCGAUAUUCGCCAGGAUAUCCUCCAAGGAUCAAAACCCCAGUCGGAGGGCGGCACAGGUAUUGCGCAGAAGUUCUGGGACUGGAACGAAGAACAAACAAAACCUUAUGUAUAAUUGAAAUCGAGGCACGAUCCUUUCAUUCGACGAGAACUACGGGCAGCGGCAUUGCAUAGCAUAGGAGAUAAUCGAUUCGGAAGCCUGCCGGCCAUUCGCGACACCCGCAUAGCCGCGUAAAAUUGACCAAUCGAUGGGAUGGGACGUUUGUUGCCGAAGGCUCUUUGUACGGAAUACAUAUCGUGCUUCAUCCUCAUAAAGAACACGCUAUUGCACGUGUAGAACCCUUCCAGAAGAUUUCGUCCUUUUUGCCUUCCUUUUGUGUUGGUUUCAAUGGCUGUCCACGUGGACAAGUCAAAUAUUCUUGUGGUUGCAACUGUAAAUGUAGCAGGUAUUGACGAGUCCCGAGCCUGC